CCGAAAUCACUGCUAGAAAGUCAAGUAGAAUAACAAUUUUUAUUUUCCUACAUAAUUGCAUAUUUCUCCUUGUAUUUUUAUAUCUGCUUCCCUGAUUAAACUGUUAGCAAUUGGAUGUUCUAGCACUGGAGUGCUCUGUAUUCUGUCAACGCAGGGGUAAGAUUAGCACUGUUCAUUCUCACUGCCACGUUGAACAGGCACCAAGAACAUAAUGUAAUUGCAAGAAAGCCAUGAAAAGUAAGACUCCUUCUUCUAUUCAACAUUCUUUCCAGGCUCAUGGCAAUCAGUACUACUUCCACGGCGUCCUUCACCCAUUUUAGUCUAAAGUGGCCUCCCCGUGAUGAAGUGACGAUAUUCAUCUUGAGUGACCACAGGCUUUCAUCGCAACUUAACCCUCAACCUGCCACUGCCAAACGAGAGACGCUCUUUUACGAACCAUCAAUAUCCCAACUUUCUCUGCCACUCGUUACAUAUACUGAAGUCACAGAUAGUCAUGGAUCUCCCAGUGCGAACCCCUUCCUCAGAUCAAACCAUGGAGCUAUACGCAACCGGCUUCAAUGCGUGGAACCAACUCACAUUCGACCCUUCGCCAGCCGACGAAGAGCCUGACGAUGUAUUCACUUUCACAAAAGUAUUGACAGCCAAGUCUAUUGGAAGAAUUGCUUCCGAACUGAGCUACACUGUGGCUCAACAAGAUACAACUUGGGCCAUCGCUGGGUCAUCCCCUGGCCAGUUUCUUCACCGUGAGGAUAGCCAAGGACUUCUAUUCGACUUUCCAAGUGCUAUUUCAGGGGAUGGUAAGGUCCUUGUUGCUCAGGAAUCGGACUGUUCACCCUCAAAUCACGCCACUGUUCAAUAUCCGUCUUUGGCAGCAUGGAAAGCCAACAAGAAUACCGGUUCCUGGCCUUGCAAAUCUGCUGUCCGCCAGAUAAAAGCUUACGACGCUGGCUUCGUUAUUCUUCUCGAGGACGGGACCGUCCUAAGCUGCGGUGACCCACGAUUCCGAGACUGCCUCGGCCGUGAAGUGGACGAGUCCUCCCCUGCCAACGAAGCUGGAGUGAUACAAGAUCUAAGUGAUCUCGGCGAGCCUAUCAAGAAGAUUACAGCAGCGGGAUACACAGCUGCAGCUUUGACAGAGAGUGGCGGACUGUAUCUCUGGGGUAUGGCAGCCCCUGGCUCACACAGACGACACAACGUAUUUCAAGACAUCACCGAGUUGCCGAACUACUUCGAAGUUGAUGGAGACAAAGACGUGCAGGAUAUCGGACUUGGAGAAUCACAUGCCAUUGCUCUUACGACUGAUGGUUGCAUCUACAUAAUAGGGAGUAACACCAAUGGGCAAAUCGGCGUUGGGAAAGAUGUUCAAGAUCCAAUUUUAUCAUGGAAAAAGAUGGAUUUCAAGCCCCCUGAGGGCUGUGCAAUUGUUGCCGUUGAGGCUGGCCCCAGAUCAUCAUUCAUAGUCACAGAAAAGGUAAAGCAAUCUCAAAGCUCAUAAUAAGCUGCUCUUCUAUCGGAACCAGCUCUACUGAGCCCAAUGACCCUCUA
Molecule: messenger RNA, 1545 nt
Organism: Fusarium verticillioides 7600
Lineage: Eukaryota; Fungi; Ascomycota; Sordariomycetes; Hypocreales; Nectriaceae
Exons: 3
Coding region: 494-1495 (333 amino acids)
Source: RefSeq, a predicted model, not a curated record